AACUGCUUCACCUAAUAUCUGGUGGCGCUUUAUAUAUGUUUGUGAUUGCUGACGAAGAAGAGAAAAUAACAAAGACGACGAGUUCAGGUUCUCUAUGGCUUCUCAUAGCUACCCAACUCAUGGUUUUAGUGUUCAAGGAAUCAACGAUAUCACCAAGAAGAACCGAGCUUAUCUGGUGAAUCCUAGAGGAAGAAGACAAGAGAUCAAAAUACCUGAAAACUCUUUUGACCUGAAGAUACAACACUUGGAGCCAUCAUCAUGUAAACCGCUUUCUUCUUUGAGAAAGUCUAAUCAUUUUCUGGAGUUUGACUCCACCAUGAUGAAACCAAAUGUUCAUGAGACAGGACAAGAGGAGGUAGUUGAGUUCCUUUUAUCUACUACAGAAGACGAACUCAAAGAAAGAGGUGUUGAUAGGUCUCUAUUAUCUCACUUGGAUCAAGAACCAGUAAAGCCGCUUUUGGAUCUCAUGAUGCUUAACCCACACCUCUCCAUCACUCCGGAUGCUCAAAUCCUCUUCUCAAGUAGCAGAACUGAGUUGAACGAUAUGGUCUUUCAUAAGCUGAAGAAGUCAGCUAGAUGGAGGAAGCUCUCCCGGCUUGUACCGCAGUUUUCGAGAUUAGACAGUGAGGUACUCAUAGAGACACUGCAGCCUGACGAGGUUAAUCUUGAUGUAGCUCCUCAGAAAACUAAGACCACCAAGCCUUCACGAAAGAAACAGAAUCCAAAGCUGAGAGACGGAGAGAACGAUCUCUACAAAAGAAAUCAUCUCCACGCAUGUGAGAGCCUCAUCUCGUUAAUGCUAGGCAGUGAACAACACAGACAAACCACAAUGCUAUCUCUUAAGAAGAAAUCAUCAUCAUGUGGAGACCUCUCUGAGCUUUUGACUCGGCUCUCAAUCGCCUUUGCUGGAACCGGCAUUGCAGUGUUCUUCUCUGUGGUCUGUAGUGCUGCUUCCGGGAGAGUACCCUUUUGCGCAAACACGGUCUUCGACGCUGGCCUGAGUUUAAGUUUGGUGUUGCUCUCGUGGGCGGUGAGUAGACUCGGGGAAGCCGUAGUUGGUAUUAAUAGGAAAGUGAUUAAAGGAGAAGAAACCACAAAUAGAGUUGAGAGUAGAAUCAAAGAUGUUUACUUCAGAGCUGCAACAGUUAUCAUUAUGGUAGCACUUAGGUUUCAUUGAACAUUUUAAUCCCUGAUGAUUAGGAACUUGGAGUCGCACUAUUUUGAGAUCAAACAAAUGUUUUGCAUAUA
Messenger RNA from Brassica rapa (field mustard), 1248 nucleotides. RefSeq lists its product as uncharacterized. The record is from RefSeq and is a predicted model, not a curated record. NCBI's taxonomy places the organism in Eukaryota, Viridiplantae, Streptophyta, Magnoliopsida, Brassicales, Brassicaceae.